Molecule: messenger RNA, 1035 nt
Organism: Strigops habroptila (Kakapo)
Lineage: Eukaryota; Metazoa; Chordata; Aves; Psittaciformes; Psittacidae
Gene: SDHC
Product: succinate dehydrogenase complex subunit C
Exons: 6
Coding region: 35-544 (169 amino acids)
Biological process (GO): mitochondrial electron transport, succinate to ubiquinone; tricarboxylic acid cycle
Cellular component (GO): membrane
Molecular function (GO): electron transfer activity; succinate dehydrogenase activity
Source: RefSeq, a predicted model, not a curated record
UCACGGCCACUUCCGCCGUGCAGGGCGCUCCAAGAUGGCGGCGCUGGCGUUGAGAUGUGCCGGGCGGCGCUGGCUGCUGGCUCGGCUCGGCCCCAGCUUCUCCGUGCCACACGUUGUCCCGAUGGCAACGACGGCCAAGGAGGAGAUGGCCCGCUUCUGGGAGAAGAACACCCAGUCCAACCGUCCCCUGUCCCCUCACGUCAGCAUUUACAAGUGGUCCCUGCCCAUGGCGAUGUCCAUCAUGCACCGCGGCACUGGCGUUGCGCUCAGCUUGGGGGUGUCCCUGUUCGGGCUGGCUGCGCUGGUGCUGCCCCAGCACUUCCCGCACUACCUGGCCAUGGUGAAGUCGCUCAGCCUGGGCCCUGCUCUCAUCUACUCGGCUAAAUUUGCCCUGGCUUUUCCCUUCUCCUACCACACCUGGAACGGGAUCCGGCACCUUGCCUGGGACAUGGGGAAAGGCUUCAAGAUCCCCCAGGUCAACCAGUCCGGGGUGCUGGUGCUGAUCCUGACCCUGCUGUCCUCCGCGGGCCUCGCUUCCAUGUGAAGGACCCUCCUCUGCCUUUGGAAUUGUUGCUCCAUCCUGAACCACCUCAGGAGCUGCAGGAGAGGGGGGGGGGGGAACAGGCUCCGAGUGGAUGUUAUCCCUGGGGAACGUGGCGCUUCGCUGCUCCCAACCUUGUGGAUGAUCAGAGCUGCUUUUUGCCCCUCCCGGGCUGUUUCUGUGCCCUGCUGUGUCCUGAGCUGCAGACAAAGCCGGGUCUGUGUCCCGCGCGAGUGGGCUCAGGACAAGCAUCUCCAUUGAGCAGCCCGGGAGAGCCGGAGCUGCCAACGCCGGCCCCGCCGCGGGCCCCACAGAGUGUCCAUCUCAACGCCUUAUCCUGCAGAACAUCCCAAUCCAACCAGCUUUGGGUGGAAAACACCCCAUUUCCCUCCGUUUGGAGUGCAGGAUGUCGUUUUCCUGUGGCACCAGCUCCCAUUUGGGCUCUUUGCCGUGUGUCGCCUUUGCAAUAAAGCAGCUUUGAUCCUUCACCCUGA